Messenger RNA from Danio aesculapii, 5553 nucleotides. RefSeq names its product BCL2 like 13 (gene bcl2l13). Lineage: Eukaryota; Metazoa; Chordata; Actinopteri; Cypriniformes; Danionidae. Bases 173 to 1633 code for a protein of 486 amino acids. Gene Ontology annotation, cellular component: mitochondrion. Gene Ontology annotation, biological process: regulation of apoptotic process; apoptotic process. The transcript has 7 exons. The record is from RefSeq and is a predicted model, not a curated record.
CGCAUGUCUAAACACUUCGCCAUCCCACAGUUGUAGUUACUUAACUGUGAGAGAAACCGGGUGAGCACGUUUGUCACCCCGCUUUGAGAGAACAAAUUGUCACUGGCGCAGAGAACUUUUGAACACUGUCGUUUGGUCGUGCAUGUCUCUGAGAGCCUGACGUUUCUCUUCAAUGGCUGCCUCUGGCUCCUCCACCACAGUGCCUGAAGGAUUUCACUAUGAGACCAAGUAUGUCAUCCUCAGCUACCUCAGCCUGCCCUCGUCAUCAAGAUCAAGACCCUCACAGGCGGCAGAGGGAGAGAGCCAUUCUACACAGGAAGUGGAAAGAGAGAGGAACAGCAGCCUGAAGAAACAGAUUGAAAAUGAAAUGAAGCAGCUGGAAGAGGAAAUUGCGGCCUCCUUUUCCAGGACCGGUUUUGAUCAGCACACAUCCCCAGUGUUCAGUCCAGCCAAUCCAGAGAGCUCCAUAGAGGACAGUCUGGCAGUAUUGGGGGACCGCGUCUCUCGAGACCUGGACACACAUCUGUUCUCUGCCACUCACACGCUUCUGAGCAGUGACUUGAACUUCGAAUGCUUCAGAGCAGCGGUGGACGAGGUUUCCUCUCAUGUUCAAGGAGGAUGGAGCAAGGUGUUGGUACCUUUAGUAUUGUUACAAGCCCUGCAGGCCAAGGGUCAAUCGCUAGAAGCUCUGCUCCAGUAUGGUUUGCGUUACCUUGAAGAAUCACAGGCAGACUUCAUCAUUCAGCAGGGAGGAUGGGGCACAGUGUUCAGCCUGGAUGAAGCGGAGGAUCCUGGCGUGAUCAUAGCCGAGGACAGUAACGACAUCUACAUCCUGUCAGGUGAACAGGCCUCAGAUCAGCUCAGCCCUCCUGCUUCACUGCUGACUCUCGGAGACAGUAUUGAACCAGCUUCCUGGCAGACGGAGAGUCUUCCAGUGUCUCUGACUGGACACGAAUCUUGGGCGCAGGUCAGCAUGAUGGACCCAGAAGACGUCAAGAGUCUGGACAGCGCCGAGGGAGUGGCGUUGGCUGAGGAGCAGAGCGAGAACAACUCCUCGAACUCUGACAUAGUGCAUGUGGAGCGUGAAGAUGCUGAGCUGCUGGAAGAAGCUGGAGAGACUGUGGAAGAAGGAGAGCUACAGAGUAGCGUACUCAGUGUUCUGGGAAGUGAAAGCGAGCUCGCUGCUGUCCGAGAACAAGAGCCUGCUGCAUCUGAGCUGCUUGCAGAACCGGCGGUGAUGGAGAUUCCUCCUCCUCCUUCUCCCUCUCCUCCUCCUCCUCCUUCUUCAGCAUUGGCAGAACAAGAGCUCCCGCCUGUCCAUGCUGCUGUUACGGCCUCAAUUCCCGUGCCUGAGCCUGAAUUUCAGUCUCAGCCUGUUCCUGCUCCUAUGGAGCCGCCUCUAUCAUCCCCACCCGAACCCGAAGCAACCCUGGAGCAAGAGAUUCUUUCAGAGGUUGAGCUGAAGACCUCCCAAUCUCCAGACCUUCCAAUCCCAAGCCCUGCGGAGGUGCAGACCACGUCAGUGCCACAAGCUGAGUCCGCCGAGCUCCCUGUGCUGCUAUAUGGAGGUGCUGCCCUGGUGGCCGUCGCUGCAGUGUUGGCCUUUGGAGCUCUGGCCUACAGGAAGAAGUAGAAAGUCCUUGACUGUCCAUGACCUCGCUGUAUCUCUUGCCCUGUGGGUCAACGUGCUGCCACAAGCUGCACUUUAUGGGAAAAUAAGUACUCCUCUUAUUUGUGUCAUACCAGUUUGUUUUCCGUUCUCAUUGCUUUUAUUCAUUGGCGUAGUUCUGGAAACCAGCUUUAUAGCUGGAAAGGAACUUGCAGGUGCAGAUUCAGGUUUCUUUCGUGCUGUAUUUGUGAACAUUUGGAGUGAUCCGUUUUCUAGGCUGCGACUGAGGUUUCGCCAGGCUUCUUAAUAUUAAUAAAAGGAACAUCAAGGCUUGUUUCUAAAAAUCAAAGGGAUAGAUCACCUAAAUCUCAAAAUUAGCUGUUAGUUUAUUCACCUGCAGGACAUCCAAGUUAUAACUGUUUUUUUUUCUUUUUUAGUUGAUCAUUAGAGAGAGUUUUUAGCAGAAACUGGUUCUUGGUUAUUCAUAAUACACAGGUCAGCACUACUAGCACUUUGACAGUCCAAACAAACACGACAUUUACUGGCAAAAUUAAACCAAUACUUGCAGCUCCUGAUGAUACAUUGAGGUAUGUCUUUGCAAAAUACCUUUAAUCCCCAGCCUCAGCAGACAGAUACAUUCACAAUAGAUGUCAUUAUACAAGCUCGUGUGACUCAUGAACACACUCAGAUCUGUCUGCUGACAAUUACAGUACUCAUAUUAAAAUAAUAUUCCGUUUCUCAGACAGACCAAUCAUUUUACAUCAUAAAAGCUACACUCAAAAAACAUUUGUUGUUUGUUCAAACUACUUCAUUAAAAUGAAGCGAGAAAAGCAAUUCUUGAAGUUUUUUGGGGCAACUUAAUUUUUUAAGUUCAAUCCACUUACAUUUGUAAAGCCUAAUAAGUUAACUUAAUUCCUUCAUGUUGUCCCAACGCAAGGCAAGUUUAUUAAUAUAGCCUGUGUAUAGAAUAGAAUGUGUGGAACCAAGGACUUUGUUUACAGUGUAUUUAUCUUCAAAAGCCACUGGAAUUAAUGUUUUGCCAGAAUAUGCUUUGUUUUUUUGACUCGAUGUGUUGUAGCUGCUGCAUAUUAUCAAUCACCACAGACCGUUUCAGCUUAAAAUCGAUUUCAGUGUUCUGUUGUGUGACCUGAGGGUGAAUAAAUUAAAAUUUGUUUUAUUUUUGAGGAAACAUCUCUCAUGUUUUUUGUAAGUGAACUGUAUGUAAUUUGAUUGAAUGAAAUGAAGUUUGAUUUUACACAAGUUUGUGUUAUUGUCUGAAUAUUGUUUAACUCAGCAGGUCAUGGUAAGCACUCAUUAAAUUACUUUGUACAGUUUUUAUUUAACAUUCUUAGGUCAUACAAAACAGACAAUUCGGCACAAUGCCGCCUUCAGUGUGUGACACAAUCCUCAAUCCACUCUUUUAUCCCACAGUCAAUCACAUUACAUCCAUAGUUAGACAGCUACUCGGUUAAAUCUCAUUUUAAUUUAAAUAUACUGUAAUUAACCACACAAGAAAUAUGUACCUUCACCUUGAAAAACUCUCUCUAUUGCACAGGAAAAAUAACAUCAUCAUUCAUUUAUUCAUAUCUACGUCAAUGCAAUGAAAUUCCGACAGUCCAAAACAUGAACACAUUUUCAUCUCAUUAUUUGUAUCAUUACAUACUCAAAAUCCAUGAUUCACAAUAUUAUAGCUAAACAACAAACCAUUAAAGAAACACAGAAAGGUCCAAUUCCUCAUUUAUUCCUCUUGGCGCAGGUGAUUUUAAUGUAUUAAUCCAGAACGCUUCUCUUUGUCAUGAUCUUUAAUUCAGAUUACCUCCUCUAUGUGACUCAAACACUUCUUCAGUUCCUAUACAUUCUAGAUGUUUAACGUCAUGUCUGUUUUGUAUCAGAAUGUAAAAUAAAAACUAUACAAAGUAAUUAUUUAAUGAGUGCGAAUCAUGACCUUAUGAAUAAUAUUAUCGACAAGAUUAUCGCACCAAAAAAUGUUAAAAACUGCGAGCGCACGGUGCAAACUUUAUUACUGAAUUUUGUUUUACCUCAGAAAUUAAAUAUUAAGGUGCAGAACACCUUCAGAUGGAUUGUAUGAGUGAUAUUCAUCUAAAUAUCUAAGUAAAUCAGCAUUUCUACAGUCAAAAUCAAAGUCUCAAUGCAAUAUCGAUUGCUUAAUAAACCAUCUGUUACUCAUAUUAACAAUAUUUACUGUAAAAAUAGAAUAAGUUGCUCGCACGAAUGCUUUUGUUUGAAUUCCCCUUUUUAAAAAACUAAAAAAAGGAAGCCUGGGUCACAGCCUCAAUCGGAAAACCCCAUCACUAUUAAUAUGUUCAAGGGAUUGUCAAUGCUAAUUGUACAGAAAUGUGCUAUAAUGUGAACAUUUAAUAUGUUGAGGUAGAAAAACGUUUAAUUUUUUAGCAUUUAUGUAAAAACAAAUCAAUAUUACACCAGCACAAUCAACAGAGCACAUGUUGACCGAAUUUAUCUCGGCAUCAGGACAUCACGAUAGACAGGAGAAAGUCAUAUUUAGUUUUCUAAUAUGAUAUUUUAAGCGGACAUUUUCUAAUUCUGGGUUAAUAGUAAUUUCAAUAAAAUCUUGUGAAAUGACAAUAUAUUACACUAAACGGGUGGGUUUAUCUUCGAGGUGCUGUAUGUAAGUUCUUGACUCUUCUAAAGCAUAAAAAUACCAUAAUAUAUUUGCAGAUAUUUAAGAAACAUGCCAAGUGAACAUUCUUGUUUAUCUGAAAAACAAUGCUGAAGUCAGUUAUUUUGCUUUGAAAAUGUGUUUCCUGUGUCGGAAUGGCUGUCUUUGUUUAGGUAAUUUUAACCCACCAAUGACAGUUAAGCCAAGUAUAUUUCAGCACCCAUGGUUACCUUGGUGGAAAACUGUAUUUCAUUCAUUCAGAAAGGCUCUCAAAGCAUGCGUCCUUGACCGAAAUGCGACCUCCGGUGGACAGUAGCAGACUCCAAAAUGAGACUAAGUUCAACGUCCGGUUAUUAAUUAGCAAAUGAUAUAAAUAUUACGUAUGUAAACAAUAGGUGAGCAGGUUACAUUGUAACAGUGUGUCCUAACAACACGUUACGUGAGGAGAUUUGCAGCGAUAAAUGUUCUAAAGUUUGUAAAACUCUUUAUUUUAUUCGCAAGAUCUGAGGUGAACUAUCUGCUGCUGAUUUCAGUAUAUGGCAAUACAUGUCAUGUAAAACUCGCAUUGUUGGCAUUAAUACUGAAUAAAACACAUGAGGUUGACCUGAGGUGAUCAUUGUCAUAGUUUUCUGCUGUUCACCUGUGAGAAAUAGAAGCCAUAACCAUUAGAACAAAAACUCAAUUUAUAUGGAAAAUAUUUCUUCUAUAGGGUGCCUUCGCUUUUAUUUAUAACACAGUUUAUAUCAGCCUUUAGGCUUGAUCGUCAAAUUCGCUCCUCUUGCGUUUGUUUUGAUCCAGGAGUAAUACCUAGUUCAGCCACUGGGUGUCAAACUUACAUACUGCACCUUUAAACUUCCACGUUUUCUGGAACAACCAAAUGGGUUUUGUAAUUUUAGAAAAGAAAAUGAUUUGCUGUGUUAGAAAACAUGAAUCUGUCUGUUCCAAUCAAGUGCUGACUUCAGGUUUGGGGGACCAGAAUGUCUCUUCAAUGUCUUCUGAGCUACAGAUGAGUCAUUUAGUUCUCUUUGUCUCCUAACACAAAGUAUUGUCGAUCUUCAGCCUCUUACUCUUUGCCUGUACAUGUGCUGUUGUUUGUCCCUGCACAGCACAGCCUUGUCACCGUGCUUUUCCUGUUGUGUGCCUAUCCAAAAAGACCUUUGUCAAAAAAAAGAAGACAGAAGCAGAAGUCGUCUACAGGCAGGAGACACCUGUGUUGUCAGUGGUUUGCAAUCUCACGGAAAAGUGUUUUUGUAUCAAUGGAUGGACAAAAGCUGUGAAAUAAAACUUUAUUCCAUCAAGAGUGAAA